Leucoraja erinaceus (little skate) is the source of this 2866-nucleotide messenger RNA. Its product is annotated as CCN family member 3-like. The transcript has 5 exons. Gene Ontology annotation, cellular component: extracellular region; extracellular matrix. Gene Ontology annotation, biological process: cell adhesion; signal transduction. The record is from RefSeq and is a predicted model, not a curated record. Gene Ontology annotation, molecular function: integrin binding; heparin binding. NCBI's taxonomy places the organism in Eukaryota, Metazoa, Chordata, Chondrichthyes, Rajiformes, Rajidae. The coding region runs from base 909 to 1922 and encodes 337 amino acids.
UAGAAUGGUUCAAAGAUAGACACAAAAUGCUGGAGUAACUCAGUGGGACAAGAAGCAUCUCUGGUGAGAAGAAAUGGGUGAUGUUUCGGGUCGAGACCCUUCUUCAGACUGGUUCAUUGUAAACUGAGCAGAAUGUGACAAUGAGACAUAAUCAAUAAAAUUAAUCAGGACAGUGCAACUCAAUUCAUAAUGAAUCAUUCUACUUAUCAUUGAUCCUCUCCUGCUUUAAUCUGUUGUUUACACACUAUAACCCUUCCAUAUCUCUUGUCUCCCUCUCCCCUCACUCUCACUGAAGAAGGGUCUGCAGGUGUGUUCAGUUCCUGAGACCAUGUUAUAAGAAAUAUGUUAUCUGACCCGCUGAGGUACUCAGGUAUUUUGUGUUUACCUUUUACCUAUCCUGGCAGAGUUCCUCCUGUGAAAUCACGGUGCGAUGACAAAUGGUCCACAAUGCAAAUUGAAUAUAACACAAUUAAUUUGGGAACUCAAUUUGUAAUGCAUGUGAUGUAUUGGUUAUAUUUUGAGCUAAGAACCACUUAAAAGUUACAUUGAAAAUUGACAAGCAGAAAGAAGACUGUCUUGCACUAAAUACAAGUCUAGAGAGAAAAAAAAGUCUAUUUUCAAGCAACCUUCACGCAGUAUUCAGACACUGUUGUUCAUUAAGUUCAGUUUCACUGCGUCGCCCAUUCCUUCUCUCCAGAGAUGCUGCCUGUCGCGCUGAGUUACUCCAGCAUUGUGUGUCUAUCUUCGGUGUAUAUAACCAGCAUCUGCAGUUCCUACCUACACUUGUAUCCAAUCCGCGACGUGAUUUUCUGCGCCUUCAACAACUCCAGCGAAAGGCGGCGGAAUAAAAUUGCACCCGGGGGCGCCGCGCCGGGCAGACUACAGUCGGAUUUAAUGUCAGUGGCAGCAUGCAGCACCUCACCGCAGCAUUCCUGACGUUGCUUCUACUUUUAACCGAGCGGGCCGGUGGCCGGCAUUGCACUUCCCCGUGUGAAUGUCCCGAGGAGCCGCCACUUUGCCCAGCGGGGUCGCGGCUGGUGCUGGACAAGUGCGGCUGCUGCCGUGUGUGUGUCAAGCAAGCGGGCGAGCCGUGCUCGGUCAAUGACAGCUGCGACCACGUCCAGGGGCUGCAGUGCGAUUACAGCGCCGACAGCCCACACCGCCUCGGCGUUUGCAUCGCACAUGAAGGUAAUAUCUGCAUGUACGAUGGUGUCAUCUAUCGGAAUGGAGAAACCUUCCAACCAAGCUGCAAGUAUCAGUGUUCCUGCAGAGAUGGUUUAAUUGGUUGUGUACCCCGCUGUAAUUUGGAUAUCCUCCUCCCUGGCCCUGACUGUCCAUUUCCCAAACAAGUACAGAUGCCAGGAGAGUGCUGUGAACAGUGGGUGUGUGACCAUAAACAGGACAGUCCUCUUGAAGAACUUGCUCUGGAAGUUUACAGACAGGAUGUGGCCCAUGAAUUGGAUCUGCAUAAUCCUGGUGUGAACUGCAUACAACAGACAACACAGUGGAGUGCCUGCUCCAAAACCUGUGGCAUGGGUAUUUCCACCCGCGUUACCAAUAAAAACCACCGUUGUGAUAUGGUUAAGGAGCUGCGGCUUUGUGAGGUUCGACCAUGCGGUGAUUAUAAAGUCACAGCUAAAAAAGGAAAGAAGUGCAUCCGCACAUCAAAAGCAACAAAACCAACUCGUUUUGUAUACAAUGACUGCUCUAGCAUCCAGUACUUUAAACCUAAAUAUUGCGGAGUCUGCACUGACAGAAGAUGCUGCACACCUCACAACACCAGAACGUCUCAGCUGGACUUCAAAUGUGCAAGCGGACUAAUUAUUAAACAACAGAUGAUGAUCAUUAACACCUGUGUCUGCCAUUAUAACUGCGCCCAAGACGACACUGCUCUUCAAAUGGAACAAUUAUCAAGGCCUUGAAUAUUUGCCUUGUACUUUCAUAGCUGGUUAUUGCAGCAUUGGGGUUUUUUUUAACAUAUGUCUAAAUAAUCUUUAAACACAUUGAGUUGGAGUUUGUUUGUGAAAUACUUUUCGUUUCACAUACUGUAAAUAGUAAAACUGAUCUAGCAUUAUUACAUUGAGAAUUAUGUCUGUACAGUUCCUAUUAAUGCUAUUAAAAUAUAUUUUUAUAUAAACAUUGCAAAUGUCUUCAUUUCCCGUGUUAGUAGAUAUUGAUAUUUUGCUAAGCAGUCUAAGUUGAGAUGAAGCUACCAUCUUUUACAUAUUUCGCUUGGGCAGCUUACAACCCAGCGGAAUAUUGACUUCUCUAACCAAGUAACCCUUGCUUUCCCUCUCCCUCCAUCUAGUUCUCCGACUAGUUUAACUGUCCUCCUGAUUCAAUUUUACUGCCUGCAAGGCUAUUUGUCACCUUCCCCAUAGCUAACAAUGAUCUAUUCUACAUUUUCCUUGAUUUUCAUCACCUUAAUCUCUCCUUUUCAUACCUUACCCUUCCAUGUCCCCCUUCUCCCCUGACUCUCAGGCUAAAGAAGGGUCUUGACCUGAAACGUCACCCAGCCCUUCUCUCCAGAGAUGCUGCCUGUCCCUCUGAGUUACUCCAGCACUUUGUGUCUAUCUUUUACCUAUCCUGGCAUGUUUCCUCCUGUGGACUCACAGUUCAGGGAGUUCUGAGAUGACAAGUGUUAUAUUAUACAAAUUGAAUAUAACACAAUUAAUAAAUUAGGGAACACAAUUUGUAAUACAUGUACAUGUGCCAUAUUGGUUAUAACACAUAUUUAUCAGGAGCAAAGAAACACUUAAAAGUUGCAUUGAAAAUUGAUAAGCAGAAAAAAAUGCUGUCUUAGAAAAGAACAAGUCUAGAGAAAAACAACUGUUUCCAGUCUGAAGAACGGCCUUGACCCGAAACU